CUCGUCUCGUAACCAGAAAAGGCCAAAAAGAAAAAAACGAACAAAGUGAGGAGGAUCUGCUCAACCAAACUUUGCUGUUGAACUUGACAGGGCGACCCUGAAGACUCCUCCAAUCCAGCAGUCAAAGAGGCAGCAGCGUAACACCCAAGUUACCUCCGCUCCACCAAUCCCCAAUCCGACACAAUCCGCACCGGCCGGCGAUGUCGGCGGCGCCCCCGCCGCCCCCUGAAUCCGCCGCUGUCGGCGGCGGCGGCGGCAACGACAAGGUCCUCGCCGCCGCACAGCACAUCGUCAAGUCCCUGGCCACCUCCAAGAACGCCGCCGACGACAUGAUCCGCAUCCUCUCCGGCUUCGACAACCGCCUCUCCUCCAUCACCACUGACCUCUUCCCCUCAGCCGACCUCUCCUCCGCCGACUCUUCCGAGAUCUCCUCCGCCGCCGCCUUCGACGCCGCCGAGCAGCUCAUCCAGCUCUGGGACGCCACCCCGGAGGCCCUCGUCUUCGAGGCCCCCGAGGACGACGUCGCGCAGUACCUCGGCGCCGUCGACGUCGCCGUGGAGCACCUCGCGCGCGGCGGCUCCGGCGCCGGCCGCGCCGGCGUCGCCGUCCAGCUUGCCAUGGCGCGCCUCGAGGAGGAGCUCCGCCACCACAUGGUCCGUCACGCCGUGCCGCUGGACCCCACGGGCCUCUGCUUCUCGCUUCGCCGCCUCUCGCUCGGGUCCUUGGAGGACCUCGACACUUCCUCCGAAUUCGACGCCGCCACGCCGCACAGCAUCGAUGGCACGCCGGAGACCGCGCGCGGUGGGCCCCUGGGGAACCCCUUUGACGACCACGUGUUCGACCCCGUGCGCCCCGAGGCCGUCGACGACCUGCGCGCCAUCGCUGACCGGAUGGCGCGUGCGGGCUACGCCCGCGAGCUCGCAGAUGCCUACUGCGGCAUCCGGCGCGAUCUGCUCGACGAGUACCUCUCCGUGCUGGGAGUCGAGCGCCUCAGCAUCGACGAGGUACAGCGGGUGGAGUGGAAGCAGCUCAACGACAAGAUGAAGAAGUGGGUGCAAGGGGUUAAGACGGUCGUGCGUGUGCUGCUUGCUGGUGAGCGCCGCCUCUGUGACCAGGUGCUCUCUGUGUCUGACGACCUCAGGGAGGAGUGCUUCCUUGAAUCCACCAAAGGUUGUAUUAUGCAGAUUCUUAACUUUGGGGAUGCUGUCGCGGUGUGCCCCCGCUCGCCAGAGAAGCUCUCACGGAUCCUUGACAUGUAUGAGGCACUUGCCGAGGUAAUCCCUGAAAUGAAAGAUUUGUGCUUGGGAAGUUCUGGUGAUGGUGUAAUCAGCGAUGUUCAAGCGAUUCUUGAUAGGCUUGGGGAUGCCGUAAGGGGUACCCUUUUUGAGUUUGGGAAGGUUUUGCAGCAGGAAUCCUCACGGAGGGCAAUGAUGGCUGGUGAGAUCCACCCGAUGACUCGGUAUGUCAUGAACUAUUUGAGGUUGUUAGUCGUCUAUAGUGAGACACUUGAUGCCCUACUGGAUGACGAUGGUGAUGGUCACACUGCUUUCGGAAAACCUGAGGAUGAGGAUCAUGAUCAGGAACACUUAGAAAGCAUGACCCCUCUUGGAAGGCGCAUUUUGAAGCUGAUGUGUUAUUUGGAGGCCAAUUUGGAGGAGAAAUCUAAACUCUAUGAAGAUGCUGCCCUAGAGUGCAUAUUUUCCAUGAAUAAUUUGCUCUACAUUGUUCAGAAGGCAAAGGAUUCCGAGCUUGGUAAGAUUUUAGGUGAUCACUGGGUAAGAAGGCGCAGUGGGAAGAUUCGGCAGUAUUCAAAGAGCUACCUAAGGAUUUCUUGGAUGAAGGCUUUGUCUUUUCUGAGGGAUGAUGUACACGGGAGCAGCGGUGGGAGCGGCAGUGGCAGUGGUAGUGGUAGUGGCAGUGGGCAUUCAAGUUCUAGGAUGUCCAUCAAGGAUAAGUUCAAGAACUUCAACUUGGCCUUUGAGGAAAUUUACAAGAACCAGACAAUCUGGAAAGUUCCAGAUCCUCAGCUCCGGGAAGAGCUGAAGAUAUCUAUAUCUGAAAAUGUAAUUCCAGCAUAUCGUGCCUUUUUGGGCAGAUAUGGUAGUCAAGUGGAUGGCGGACGAAACUCAGGAAAGUAUAUAAAAUACACCCCAGAGGACUUGGAGAGUCAGCUGUCUGAUUUAUUUGAAGGUUCACCAGGUUCUGCCAACCACUCUAGGCGAAGGACAUAGUUCAUAAUUGGCAGGAUCCAGUUUCAGACUAUUUUUGUUAGCUGCAAUGUGCCUGGAAACUUUUUUUGAAUCUGCAGAAUGAUUUCAAAUCUCUGUCCUGCCUAUAACAGAGUAAGUGGGUUUCAUUAGACCUCGCAUGAGAAAAUAAACAUAGGUGCUUCAUUAGCAGAACUAUUGUUCAGCUAGUAUAACUGCAUAAGGUUGAUUUAUCUGGACUCUGCCUGUCAAUAAGGUUGUUGAGGACUUGCGUUUGGGUAUAUAUUUUUACUUUGUUAGAUGCUCAGAAUGACACAUUUGUUUAUCGUUGCAAAUUCCAUCUAUGUUUGUUACUCCAGUUUAACAGUACCUUGCCUUUGUUAUGAGUUAUGACUGUAUCCACGUUAUAUUGUUGUUCGAUAUCACACCACCUUCAAAUAAGGUCAAUUGUUUUACUGACCACACUGUGAAGUUUGAAGAUUAGAAACAUGAAACAAUUUAAUGGCCUUACCACAUGGGGAAAAGGAAAGUUAUUUGUGCCAAUUGGAGAUUAAUCCUUCAAAAUAUGGAUAGCGUGCUUGUUUAAAUGAAAGCACGUUGAUCUCUAGUAUCAAAAUCAAACAUGUAGAAGGGAGUGAGCCACCACCUGGGUUCAAGUCCUCAAGUAUGCAAAUUUAGGGUCCUAUUUAUACUGUAGUGGGUAUCCCUUACGGUUAUCUUCCAAAAAAUAAUAAUGAAACAUCUAGAAGAAUUAAGGGGCAUCAUUUAGAUUAGACAUGGGCUCAACUAUUAGGGAUUCGGACACUUCCUCUCAAUAUCAGUUGAAGAUAUCAAUUAUGCCCAUCUUGUUAUGUGCAAUAGUGUCCUCACACGCAUUUUGUUGAAAUGGUAUGGCAACUGCUCACUAGACUCAGAUAUACUCCAACUUUAGCACUCCCUCACUUUCUCCUUAAUGAAGAACCUAUUAAUCUCAGCAUUUUUGGCACUCUUUUCUUGCCGAGGCUACUCUUCAAAUACCUCAGGUUCUUGUAGAUAACUCCAUGUGUCCCAGUUUAGUAUCAUGCAUAUAUCAACUUAGCACAUCGAGUCUUGUGUAGCACAAUUAUACGUGCAGAUGCAAUUCCCAUCAAAAGGUGAAGCAACAGGAAGACAUUGGAGCAUACCUGACUCCGAUAAGAUCGAGACCAUACUUCCUUCUAGAGGACUAUACCCGAGUAAAGACUACAUAGAUUUUUCACCUCAAAUACCUUACCCUUUCCUUCAUGCACCCAGCGUUGUCUCCAGUGAUAACAAUAUCAUAAACAUAGACUUCCAAUGUGGUGAUAUGGGCGAUUCUCCACGCUUGCAAAACACCAUUCAUUGAGAGUAACCAUAAUGCAAUCUUCAAUCUAUCAACCAUGCAGGAGCUGUAGACCACGCAAUAUUUUCUUAUUUUGCACCCCCUUCGUAGGAAGGGUCUUCAUGUAUAGUCCUCUUGUAAAUCACAUCGGAGAAAGACAUUCUUCACAUCUAGCUGAUGUUGAGACCAUCCAAAAUUAACUGUACAGGAAUGCUCUCAAUAUCCUCAUGUUUGGCACCAGUGCAAAGACCUCGUCAUAGUAUAUCAAGUGUGCAUUGACUGUAUAGCCUUUUGCAGCCAACAUUGCAUUGUUAAUAUGUAACAAAAACAACUAUGUGCCACGCAUAUGUAAUAUGUCUACCUUAUCUUCAGAAGUUUGUUUCACUACAAACACCUAUUUGCAUCUAACUGCCCUCCUGACUGCCAGAAGUGGAACAGAUCCGCAUCCUGUUCUUGUAAAGUUACUGAGUUCAGGUUUCAGUGGUGGAUGAGACCAAUUAGGGCUUGAUAUCACGGAAAAGAUAUUUGGGGGGACAAUUGUGUGUCUGUGCCAAAAAGUCCAGAUCCCCCCCAUCCUUUGUUUAGACUUUAGAGUGCUAAUCCUACGUAAAUCCAACUUGAUUAAAUGUGGGCUCAAACUAUAGCAAGAACUCUCCAACAAAACUCAAAUUUGGAGAUCAUAAUAGGACAAAGUUGAGAAAAUUUGCUUGAGAAAUGUAGAUCAAUUCCUUUCUGUUGUGGGCGUUGUGGUGUGUCUACUGUUGUUCCCCAGAUUUUAUUUGUAUCCUUAAUGAAAAAAAUGCGUGCUCUACAUGGUUCUUAAUUUUUUUUAGGAUGAUAAAUAAAUGAGUAUCUGUAGAUAUUUUGCUCCAAAGAAGCCUACUUACGAGGGCAAUUAAAUUGGAGCACUGGAUGGUAUUGAUUAAAUGUUUGUAGAAUUAUGUGAGAAACACUUAUGUGAAUGAAAGGGAAAAGAAAGAGAUUUUUGUCAUACAAUCUGCAUAUACUGAUGGUACUCGGAGUUCUGAAGAAUACUGGUUGAACAACGACAUUGAUCAGUAAUUACCCAAACAUCAAACUGGCUUCAUAAAUAGCUACACAUAUGCUGUCAUUUCGUAAUAUUUUGAACUUCUGACAUUAUGUGGUGAUGAUGCUAUUCUAUUUCCAAAACUAGACCCAGAACCGUCCAGCACUAUCGCAUGCAAAAAUAAAAGGAUGUUAAGGCUGCUUUUCAAUUGGUCACUGAUUGCUUUCUGCAAUUUAUGGCAAGAUCAUUCAGAUUUAAGUAAACCUGCCCUGAUUAUGCUGCCAUCACUUGUAUAUUCUAAAAGCAAUUGCAUCUUAAAGGACAUUCAGUGCAUAUUGUGCUUCUGUUUUUUUAGGCAACAAUUUGAAUGAAUGUGCUCUUAUCAAUUGCUACCCACCUUAUCAAUAUGUAUUUCUGUUUAACCGAUGAAAGAAUCCUUUGCUCUUAGUAAAAUCUGUGUGCAAUCUAAUCAUUGCACCAAAACUUAACUAGUAUAAGCUUGACUUCUCGCAUUGUGAUACUGUUUUUAUUUGCUAUAGCUAGCGGUAUUUUCUUAGCUGGAGCCUUUUUUUAGCUAACUGUAGCUAGGUUUCUAUCAGUAAUGUAUUAUUAUCUUUAGUUGAUUAUUCAUGUUCUCUUUAUGAUUAAGCUUUACCCGUUAAUGCUAUGCUUUGCCUGAAAUUGAAACAAACUGUGUUUUCUGUUCUGGUUUUAUUUAGACCUUUGUCCUCUUUCU
This is a messenger RNA of Brachypodium distachyon (stiff brome), 5309 nucleotides long. Its product is annotated as exocyst complex component EXO70B1. The coding region runs from base 201 to 2231 and encodes 676 amino acids. The record is from RefSeq and is a predicted model, not a curated record. NCBI's taxonomy places the organism in Eukaryota, Viridiplantae, Streptophyta, Magnoliopsida, Poales, Poaceae. The transcript has 2 exons. Gene Ontology annotation, cellular component: exocyst. Gene Ontology annotation, molecular function: phosphatidylinositol-4,5-bisphosphate binding. Gene Ontology annotation, biological process: exocytosis.